Eurytemora carolleeae is the source of this 943-nucleotide messenger RNA. RefSeq lists its product as uncharacterized. Lineage: Eukaryota; Metazoa; Arthropoda; Copepoda; Calanoida; Temoridae. The record is from RefSeq and is a predicted model, not a curated record. The transcript is spliced from 9 exons. The coding region runs from base 128 to 748 and encodes 206 amino acids.
GUUCCAGUACACGUCCUUACUCCGGGUACACAUAUUCUACUGAUCCUUUUAGUUCUCCGUCCACGUCCAGGAUACACACCUGUACCAACCUUUAUUCCAUUCUACAUUCAGAUAUAACGAAGAAAAAAUGUUUAAGAGUUCCUUAGCUUUUAUCUUUGUUCUCUUUACUCUAGUUGAGUUCGGAGCUACUCAGCCUCAGGAAAGGAUGAGGGUGAAGUAUAGAAUAAAGUCUGGAGGGGGGAAGAGAAUCGUGGAUAAAGCAGUAGCAGAGGCUGUUCCUGUUGUUGAAGGAGGGUUCCAGGAGGGAUCUUUUCCUGAUGUUCUAGAAGAGAGACAGUUGAAAGAGUUUGAAGUGAACUCGAACCAGAUUCAAGGUUCGGAGUCAUUGCUCCAGGAGGAGGAGGAGAAACUCAUGGUUCCAGCAAACAUGGAGGAUAUGUCACAAGACGAGUUUGCUGAGACUGUUGUAGGUAUGGGAGAAGAACUACAGGAAGGACUAGGAGAUAUAUUUGGAAAGUAUGGAACCACUGUCGUGGAAAUUGCUCAGGGUAUAAAUAGAGCUGCAAGAUUUAAUGAAAGAAGUGUUGGAGAUAUUAUGGCUGAUGUUGUGAAGGAGGUUGUUGCUGAGGUUAUCGGUGGUGUUAUGAGCAAAGCUUUCGGGAUAGGAACAGCCAGGGAGGGUGGUGAAGGUUUGAUUGAAAUUAUUCUCGGAGCUAUUUCUCGAUCUGGUCAACCUAAAUCUUGCUAGUUACACUGUACACAUCAGCCAUACACAACUCGUUCUAGUCGUAAUCAAUUUAUUAUUUAUAUUUUGUAUCGAGCCAUCACGAAACAAACCUGACUAGUUCAAAAUGGCACAGGUUUUACACGGAGAUGACGACAUGAAAAGUUACAUUGUUUAAAUAUUUAUUUUUAUAAUCAAUAAACAUAUUUGUUGAAUCUG